UUUACAUUCUCAAAGAAGCUGCAAGCAAUUGCUUUGUGUUUCAAGAAUUGGAUGGAAUGGAUGAAUAAUUUAUAUUUGAAUUGAUGCAUAGUUCUUCGAUGUUAUGUAAGAGGUCGCAAUGGAUCAAAGAUGUACUGGAGAGGUAAAUGUUAUUGAUUUUUGGAGCGACUGGUUGCAUAAGAGAUGUAAACAAAUCUUGGGGCGUUCACUACAGUGCGCACAUAUUCAUCACGAUGGAUAGUUAGCAAUUCCAAUUAGAACUUUAAUUAGCGUGAUGUCAUGACGACAGUGAAUUUUGAAAUGGAACAGUGACGUUUUUUUUUGUGUACCUGAAAAAUUCCAGUGUCUGUAAUAUCGAAACAAUGUUCCUGAUCAUCUCAGUCCUAAUGCAAACUUGCCUAAACUUUGUAAUCUUCUCCUACGGCCUCUGGUAUUUCCUUAUAGAUGUCCUCUACCUAUUCCUACCAUUUGGCCUCAUACCAACAGCAAUAAUCUUCGUCACAUUAGUUAUCUUUAAAGUCCCGAAACCAUCGAAUUCCCAACUUGAGAGGAUAGUCGGCAGGGAACUGUACCUUGAGAACGGUGCAGAUGAUAGACCAGCAAUGAGGACUGUGGGGCAUCGAGGGGCUGGCCUGGAUGCACCCGAGAACAGCCUUGCAGCUUUCAAAAUAUGCGAAGAGAAGAACUGCUCAUACGUUGAGUUCGACAUUACAUUAACUAAAGAUUUGGUGCCUGUGGUCUUUCAUGAUACCACUUUGGAGAGGACGGCCAAUGUCAAACUUAAAGUCAAAGACAUCACUUAUGCAGAACUCAUGGAAAUUGACAUAGCGAUGAAUCAUCCUUUCAAAGAAAAGUUCAGGAACACGAAAGUGCCAACUCUUGAGGAAACUGUGGUGCUUCUACUGAAUUCCAAGCUGAACAUGUUCAUUGAUUUGAAAUAUCACGAUUACAGGAAUUUUUUUCAGAUAGUUAAAGUGGUGAAUGAUUUAUUCGUUAAAUAUCCAGAGCUUCACCACAGGGCUGUCGUAUCCUCAUUUUAUCCUUCGCUCAUCUAUUUGAUAAGACGAAACAAUCCUAAAAUCGUUUGCUCCAUUGCUUAUAGGCCGUACUUCUUCAGCUAUUCGGGAUACAUGUUUCCAGAGGGUCUGGGUCGUAGACGCGCCAGGUUUUUACCUAAACACUUGGUCAAUUUAAUGGUGGACAAACUGCACUCGUGGCUUCUACCCAAAGUCACCUACUACGUAACCGGCAUAUCGUUGAUCCUGUUGCACAAGGAUUUCAUGAGCGCGGAUGUCGUCAUGAAUUGGAGGAGGAAAGGGGUCAGAGUUUGCGCCUGGACUGUAAACCAUCCAGCCGAGAAACAGUAUUGCAGCAAGAUCCUGAAGAUCGCCUACUUCACGGAUACGCUCGUCGGGGAAGGAACGGCUCACGCAAACUAAGUGUAGCAAGCAAGCAGCAUAGGAAACGCAAGCACGAAUCUCUUUUGCCAGCAACUUCUCCACUUACUUAUUUAUUACGUAUUGUUUGUUUUCCUUCGAUUUUGGUGUGCGUGUGCCAUUCAUUCAUUAUUUUCGCCGACCACUUUCUUGGAUGCAAUCAACUCCAGUACAAAUCUAUAUUUAACUUAUAUUUAUACACAUUGUAUUUGUAUACACUUUCUUACUUUGUGACAUGUGAUUAUCUCUUAUAGCAAUU
This is a messenger RNA of Nicrophorus vespilloides, 1695 nucleotides long. Its product is annotated as glycerophosphodiester phosphodiesterase 1. Gene Ontology annotation, molecular function: phosphoric diester hydrolase activity. The transcript has 6 exons. Lineage: Eukaryota; Metazoa; Arthropoda; Insecta; Coleoptera; Silphidae. Gene Ontology annotation, biological process: lipid metabolic process. Bases 363 to 1439 code for a protein of 358 amino acids. The record is from RefSeq and is a predicted model, not a curated record.